AUGUCUUAUGCUCGGAUUCUUAUGGAGGUGGACAUAACGCAGAAGCUGUGUGAAGAAAUCAGCAUUAGAGAUCAUACGGGACAAAAGAAGAAGCAGAAGGUUGAGUAUGAAUGGCGCCCUCAGUUUUUUGAAAGAUGUCAGAAGGUUGGUCAUGUGUGUAAUAAGGAGAAGAAGGUUGCUCUAAAAAACUGGCAACCUAAACCUGCCCCUAAUGUGACUGAAGUAGUUGCCAGCUCUCAAGACAAAGAAAGUGUAGCACAGAGGGAGGUAAAAACACCAAGCCAAGAUGAGGAAAAUGUGGAAGUACAGUCAGAGGGAAGAGUAUGGACAGAAGUAGGGAAGAGGAAUAGAGAACAUGGAAAGAAAGCUAUAACAGAAAUUUUUGAGAAAAUUAGGAAGAUUUUGGGUAGUAAAUGGUGCUAUAUUGACAAUUACAGUGACCAUAAUAAUGGUAGGAUUUGGAUUUUGAGGGAUGAGCAUAAAGUGGAUGUUAGGAAAAUAAAGAGCACUCAUCAAAUGGUGCAUUGUGAUGUAUAUAAAAAUGGUGAUUUCCUGAACUGUCUCACUGCUGUAUAUGCUGACAAUAAAUUGGAGGAAAGGAAGAAACUGUGGAAGCAUAUUGAGAAUAUUGGAGAUGAUCUGCAAGGCCCCUGGAGUAUCAUGGGGGAUUUCAACAAUGUUCUAUGCUCCACUGACAAAAUUGGUGGAAGACUAGUCAAAGAGUAUGAAUACAGUUAUCUGAUUAAGAUGAUGGAGAAAAAUGGCCUAUAUGAGAUGGAGAGCAAAGGUGAUAAAUACACAUGGUUCAAUAAUCAUGUGGAUGGAGCUAUCUAUAGCAGAAUUGAUAGGGUGAUUGCAAAUGUGGAGUGGCUGCAGCAAAACAAUCAUUUGAGCCUUUAUGUGAUGGGCCCUAACAUAUCUGAUCAUAGCUUGCUCUGCCUUAAAGGGGAAGGUAGAGUUGUAAAGAAAAGAAAUUUCAAGUUUCUUAACAUGGUUACUGAGCUGGAAGGUUACAACAGUGAAGUAGAAAAAAACUGGAGAAAUAAAGGUACUCUAUGGACUAAACUCAGUAGAUUACAACAUGUGAUGAGGAAGUUUAGUAGGCCACUCAUAGAUGAACAAAUUGCGAGGCAGAGAUCAAAAAUUGCUUGGAUUAGACUCGGGGAUGGUAACAAUUCAUUUUUCCAUGCUUCUUUAAGGAGUAAACAAAAACUAAACAUGAUCAGCAGACUGCAUAAGGAUGAUGGCACUGUGGCUGAAAGUCAACAGGAUAUUGAAGAGGAGGUGUUGAGGUUCUAUGGAAGCCUUAUGGGGAAUGCCAACACCUCCAUUGAGGGAGUUGACAUAAAUCACCUUAGGAAAGGUGAUUAA
This is a messenger RNA of Vicia villosa (hairy vetch), 1371 nucleotides long. RefSeq lists its product as uncharacterized. Bases 1 to 1371 code for a protein of 456 amino acids. The transcript is spliced from 3 exons. The record is from RefSeq and is a predicted model, not a curated record. Lineage: Eukaryota; Viridiplantae; Streptophyta; Magnoliopsida; Fabales; Fabaceae.